Messenger RNA from Trichoderma citrinoviride, 1953 nucleotides. Its product is annotated as ATP-dependent RNA helicase sub2. Gene Ontology annotation, molecular function: RNA helicase activity; RNA binding; ATP binding. The record is from RefSeq and is a predicted model, not a curated record. Gene Ontology annotation, biological process: mRNA splicing, via spliceosome; mRNA export from nucleus. The coding region runs from base 294 to 1748 and encodes 484 amino acids. The transcript is spliced from 5 exons. Lineage: Eukaryota; Fungi; Ascomycota; Sordariomycetes; Hypocreales; Hypocreaceae.
CUUCGACAGCCUCAUUCUUUCCUCAUCCACAUCCACCGCAUCGGCCCAUCGUCCUCGAUACGUGGCAUUGCAACCCAAUUCCUGUCCGUUCUGUCCUUCCUCUGUUCCGGCAUCGUCUCCGCCUGGUAAUUGAGGUUCCUCCUCCGUCCUGCUGUCUUCUUCUCUCCAUCUAUUUCUUCGCCUUUAUUCCUCCCUUCUGACGCGCCGAACCUGCUAGCGCCUCUCAUUCAAAAGAGCCUCUUUGUCCCGACAGUUUCUUCUCGACUUUUCCCCAUCAACCACAACAUCCAACCAUGUCUCACGAGGAAGAUCUCAUCGACUACUCCGACGAGGAGAUUGGCGCCAACGAGACCGCCGCCGCCUCCAACGGCAAGAAGGGCGAGACCACCUCCGGUAACAAUGUCGACAAGAAGGGCAGCUACGUGGGCAUCCACUCCACCGGUUUCCGCGACUUCUUGCUGAAGCCCGAGCUUCUGCGCGCUAUCGGCGACUGCGGUUUCGAGCAUCCUUCGGAGGGUCAGCGCAAGUCGAUCCCAGUUUUGACUGGCGGUUUCUUGCAAGUUGGGAAAUCAUGUUCAUGCUGCGACGAUGGACGGACCUUGACGCUCAUCACCCAUCGUUCGUUGCUACUUGGUUACAAAUCAAAGUCUAACACCUCGCGAUCGACAGUCCAGCAAACCUGUAUCCCCCAAGCCCUUCUGGGUGGAGACAUCAUCUGCCAGGCCAAGUCCGGUCUGGGAAAGACUGCCGUCUUUGUCCUGGCCACGCUUCAGCAAGUCGAGCCCGUUAAUGGCGAGGUCUCUGUUGUCGUCAUGUGCCACACUCGUGAGCUGGCCUACCAGAUCCGAGACGAGUACAACCGAUUCAGCAAGUACAUGCCCGACAUCAAGACUGGUGUCUUCUAUGGCGGUACUCCCAUCAAGAACGACGUUGAGACGCUCAAGAACAAGGACACGUGCCCUCACAUCAUUGUCGGCACUCCCGGUCGUCUUAAGGCCCUUGUCCGUGACAAGGCCCUCCGUCUCGGAAGCGUGCGCAUCUUCGUCCUGGACGAGUGCGACAAGAUGCUCGACCAGCCUGACAUGCGUACCGACGUGCAGGAUGUGUUCCGCGCUACCCCUCAGCAGAAGCAGGUCAUGAUGUUCUCGGCCACCCUCUCCGACGCCAUCAAGCCUAUCUGCCGCAAGUUCAUGCAAAACCCCACGGAGCACUACGUGGAUGAAGACACCAAGCUCACUCUGCACGGCCUGCAGCAGUACUACAUCAAGCUUGAGGAGCGCGAGAAGAACAGGAAGCUGAACGAGCUUCUCGACGAUCUCCAGUUCAACCAGGUCAUCAUCUUCGUCAAGAGCACCGUCCGUGCUACCGAGCUGGACAAGCUCCUCCGCGAAUGCAACUUCCCCUCCAUCGCUGUUCACUCUGGAGUCAGCCAGGAGGAGCGUAUCCGCCGCUACAAGGAGUUCAAGGAGUUCAAGAAGCGCAUCUGCGUCGCCACUGACGUCUUUGGACGUGGUAUCGACAUUGAGCGAAUCAACUUGGCCAUCAACUACGACUUGCCCGGCGAUGCCAACUCCUACCUCCACCGUGUCGGCCGUGCCGGUCGAUUCGGUACCAAGGGUCUGGCCAUCUCCUUUGUGAGCACUGAGCAGGAUCAGGAGGUCCUCAAGGAGAUUGAGAAGCGAUUCGAAGUCGCUCUUCCAGAGUUCCCCAAGGAGGGCGUUGAUGCCAGCACCUACAUGGCGUCUUAGAUGAUGGCUCACGACGUGACUCCACCGCCUCGUGUACUAUGUUUGUGCGUGCCAAGGCUUGACAGGAGCAUGUGGGAGAGAAGGUCUUUCGUCUAUGCCGUCGGAUUCAGAAAAUUUGGGGGAGUAGCCGAGCUUGCUUAUACUAUUACGUAGCUUAUUUUACCGGGAGCGCAAGGGAAUGGUAGGCUGAAAUGCCGUGGUUCAC